Messenger RNA from Papaver somniferum (opium poppy), 1209 nucleotides. Its product is annotated as putative disease resistance protein RGA3. The transcript has a single exon. Gene Ontology annotation, molecular function: ADP binding. NCBI's taxonomy places the organism in Eukaryota, Viridiplantae, Streptophyta, Magnoliopsida, Ranunculales, Papaveraceae. Gene Ontology annotation, biological process: defense response to other organism. Bases 1 to 1209 code for a protein of 402 amino acids. The record is from RefSeq and is a predicted model, not a curated record.
AUGUAUAAUUGGCUAAAGAAGCUCAUAGAUGUUACUUAUGAUGUUGACGACGAGUGCAAGACUGAUGCUGCUUUAAGAUGCUCGUCACGAAUACUUACACCAUGUAGCGGGUACACAAUUAAGGAAUUCAUGACUGGUUCUGUUCCUUACUUUUUCUGUUCCCAGCCAACCUCACUAUCCCGUUGUACAAUUGCAAAAAGAGUUCAGAGUUUCAUACACCGAUUUGAUGAAAUUGCCAAGCAAAGGAGCCAGUUCCAUUUGAAUCCCUAUGUGACUGCUGCAGAUGUUCAAUUGGGUUCAAGACAACUGAGAGAAACUACCUCUUACGCAGAUGAACCGGCAGUUUACGGAAGGGACGAGGAUAUGGAUUACAUAGUUAAUCUAUUGCUAAACGAUGCAGAUGGAAAUGACCGUGAAGAAAGAGAUGUUUCUGUUUGUGCCAUUGUAGGGAUGGGUGGUCUAGGAAAGACUACCCUUGCGCAAAAGGUUUACCAUGAUAUAAGGUCCACAGAUUAUUUUGAGGUCAAAUGUUGGAUCUGUGUGUCCGACAAUUUCAACCCAAAAAUCUUUGUCAAAACUAUUUUAGAAUCCUUGGGUGACGAGGUUGCACAUGAUAAACACACCAUGGACUUACUACAGUCUCGCCUUCAAAAACGACUCGAUGGUAAGAGGUUCCUUGUGGUGUUAGAUGAUGUAUCGAGUGAAGAUCAGGGCCCGUGGGAGACUCUAAGGACUUCAUUAUGUUGCGGACGUAAAGGUAGUUUUAUUGUUGUAACAACUCGUCUUCAAACCGUAGCGUCGAUAAUGUCUACUCUUCCGCAUUACUCUCCUAACCCUUUGUCAGAAGAGGAUUGCUGGACUCUGUUUAAGCAACGUGCAUUUAUGUGUAAUGAAGAGAAAAACUAUCCAGAACUGGAAGCAGUUGGGAUGGAGAUUGUAAAGAAGUGCUGCGGGAUACCUUUGGCUGCAAAAGCGUUAGGAGGCUUACUUCGCUUCAAGAGAGAAAAAAAUCAGUGGUUGAAUGUGAAAGACAGUCAAAUUUGGAAGCUUUAUGGAGAUGCAUUACCCGCCUUACAAUUGAGUUAUAAACAUUUAUCUUCACAGUUGAAGCAAUGUUUUGCUUACUGCUCUAUUUAUCCAAAACAUUACCAGAUAAAAAAAAGAAGAAUUAAUAUUUUCGUGGAUGGCCAAUGGUUUUAUUCAAUCUGA